AUGGACGAAGAAAAAGGUGAAGAACGGAUUAAAGGGAUGAAUGAACAUGUGGCAGCCAGAGCAGAAGACUAUCUUGAAUCGCUUCUUGCUGAUGCUUUUAAGGGGAAGGGAUUUCAGAAAAUAAGUGAACUGCUUCAAGAGAGAGAAGUAGAGCCUUCCCAGACAUACAGCAAGUCUCUCAUCAACCAGCUUGACAAAGCACUAAGAAAGGAGCUGGACAAGAAUGAAUUCCAGAAUGUCUCCCUGCUGCUGAAAAGUAUUCAGCUCUACUUAAAAAGUGAUCAUCACAAAGGGACAAGUUUGUUUAUUGAACAAGGACUGGUAGAAAAGAUGAGUAUAAUGCUGUAUACAAGUUACUAA
Messenger RNA from Cuculus canorus (common cuckoo), 360 nucleotides. RefSeq names its product synaptonemal complex protein 2-like. The record is from RefSeq and is a predicted model, not a curated record. Lineage: Eukaryota; Metazoa; Chordata; Aves; Cuculiformes; Cuculidae. Bases 1 to 360 code for a protein of 119 amino acids. The transcript has 4 exons.